ACAGGAAAGCUACCACUGAGAGUCUGCCCUGAGUACGAAGCGGGCCCUGCAAGGCGACUCGCAGAAGCUGACAGCAACCCCCAGCUCCGAGGUGUUCCAUGGGGACGGUACCAGAUGCGCUGAGGUCUGCCAAGCUUUCCCUGGUGGCAGCUUCCGAGGAGAAGGAUCACGUGGGAGACCUGCAGCCCGCCAAGCACCAGCACAAACAGCCAAGCGGAGCGGCAGCCAGCAAUGGCUUCCCACCCGCCGUGUCCCGUUCUGCCGGAGUUUGCUCCUUGGACCUAAAAUGCCCCCCAGCUGCCGACGCGCAGAYGUGUGAGAAACGCCCCGGGGACGAUGCCCGCUGCCCGGGGACCCUUUCCCCUGGGCUCUUGGGCAAGGCUUCCGAGGGGCGUCCUGCRGGCGUAGAGCCUGCUGGUAAUGCGCAGCCCCGGGGCAGCGAGGAGCCCGGGCCGGCCGCGAUGCCGGCCCCACAGGACGCGCGGCCGCUGGCGCAAAGCRGCCAGGGCGGCUCGAGCUCCCUGGCGCAAGGGGCUGAGGCCGCUCUGAAGCCGCAGGGCGCUGGGGAGCAGCCAGCGCUGGGGGUGUUGGGCUGCCCUGUGCCCAGCAGCCCUGUCAGCGGUCAUGAGUCCUCCCGUGUUCCUCAGGCAAACGUCCUGCAAAGCGGGGGAAAAGAAAAGGGAGGAGAAAAAGCUGGUCCUGCUGCGCGUCAGCCRGCCUCUCCAGUGGGGGACACUGAAGGAGAUGCGGGGAGAGGCCCCCGGGAUGCUCUGGAAGCAGAGCGCGGGGCUGCGGGCGCCGCGCAGUCGAGUCGUGCUGACGGGAGCGCCGCAGCGCAGGGCAGCGACCCCCAGCCCAUGUGCGGCGCGGGCCUGAGCCAGCCUGCCAGCUUCAGGGACACGGGAACCAUGACCGCUCACACGGAGAACAGCCCUUCCACGCGGGAAGCGGCUGCCAGGACAUGGCGGGAUGCCGAGGUUCAGGCCGUGGCCAGUGUGGAGAGCAAGUCAGCCUGCACCAGCCCCAGUAUCCUAUCUGCCUUUCUGAAAAAGAAUCCUCCUCUGGAGGAAAAGGAGGAACUGCACAUCGUCUGUCAAGGCAGUGGGGGGCUGAGCCAGGCUCAACUUACUGGCAGCUUGUCCUCACACCCAGAGUCCCCAUGUUCUUCUGGUAUCGUGUCAGAACCGACUGUUGUUACAGCUGUCACCAAUACAGCCCAAACCCAGGCUGUCAAACUGCAAAAACAUCCUGGAGACCCAGCAGUGUCUGCAGCCUCAGCAGAUAACGCAGCGCCCGCCCUGCCCGGGCCUCCUGCAGCCGUCGCCUCCCCUGGGCCCUCGAUGGCCGGAGGCAGCCRGGAUGCGGCCCCGGCCCUGCCGGAGGCGACGGCUGCCGACCCUCCCGCGGGCCGUGCGGCUCAUCCGAGGCCCUCGCAGCCUGGCUGCGGUGAGGCGAGUGCUGCUCCAGCUGCAGCUGGCCUGGGAAUGGAGAGUGACGUGCAGCAGCUCGCACGGGAUGCAGGAAGCCCCCGGGAGCCCCUGCCCGGUACUGCUGCACACAGGGGAAUCCAGCAGAAAGAGGUCCCGGGCAGCGCCGAGCAAAAGCCUGGGCAGGGUGAGGGUGGCAACGAGGCGAAUGCCGUUCCCGUGGUCAAAGCCAAGAAAGAAGAYAUGACGGUGCUUGAUCCUGAAGGGGUGACGAAUGUUAGCGGCGAACUCGGUGCCGUGGCUGUCAAGGGCAGUUCAGAGGAUGCUGGGGAAAAGGGACGUGGCGCAGAGCCAGGCGGGAUGAGCYGGGCCCUGCAGAGCGGCGGCCGGGGCUCUGCUCGCGCUGCCCCUCUCGCGGAGGCCUCGGCGGCUCCCCCGCAGCAGCAAGGCCUGCGGGAUGAGGAACCCGGACGAGAGCUGGAGACGGCGGCGCCUCCGGCCUCAGCCCGRGCUUUGCCGAGCCCCACGGAGAGCAGCCGGCAGCCCGGCCCCGCCACCGAGGCCAAAGUGCAGGUGAAGCAGUCCAAGCACGUCAGGGACGUUGUGUGGGAUGAGCAAGGCAUGACGUGGGAGGUUUAUGGAGCUUCCCUCGACCCGGAGUCCUUGGGAAUUGCCAUCCAGAACCACUUGCAGAGACAAAUACGUGAACACGAGAAACUGAUCCGGGCUCAGAACACUCAGAACCGGAAAUCCAUUUCCUCGGAUACAUCCUCAAACAAAAAACUGAAAGGGAGGCAGCAUAACGUAUUCCAGUCCAUGCUGCAGAAUUUCAGGCGUCCUAACUGCUGCGUCCGACCCGCUCCUUCCUCUGUGUUAGACUGAAGCGGGUUGCAGGGGCGGACAGAUGCCUGCCGCGCUGUAGAGCCCCCGGUCYCCUCAAGUCUUAAGUCCUGCUGUUGAGUUGUGUUAUUGGAAUCGUGGUGCAGCACCAGUGGAGAUUAUUGCCCCUUGUUUCCCGAGUAGUCACUCACUCCAUCAUGCCUUUAGUAUUGCCACAGCUGGUGUAUUGCCCAGGACAGGAUGCACCCACCCAUGUACUGCCCCGUGAAAAGCUAGGCACUUAGCAAAAGCACAGUCCUUAAUUGCUGCAGGGAGAGCAGGACGUUCUGAUAAGGCACCAAGCAGAGAGAAGAUGGUCAGAAUUAUUACCUGAAAUGAUUCUCAUGCAUGGCAAGGUCUUACGCCAGGGCAUGGGCUGGGGGAGUCUGGAUGAGGUGAAGUUAAGACUAAGCAGCUGUAAACAGCUAAUGCUCUCCAACAAUAAUAGAAGACAACUUUCCUUACCUUUAAGUUACCCACACUGAGAGAGUUUAUGCCAAGGCUAGGGACACUGGUCGCGGAUCAGCCUCGCUGCUGCUCCUGCUGCUGUGGGUGUAGUUUGUGGGGCAGCCUGAGGGGAAAUGUAGAGCCAAGGAAGGAGCGAAGAGCAAGGUUGAAGGAGAGUCUCUUGGGAGAAGAAGUAAGUUAAGAAGUAAGUAAAGUAGGUUAAGUAAGUUAAGAAGUAAGUUAAGCUGGCUAGAACAAGAGGUGGGAGAGGGAGGUACAAUUCUGUGGCUGAUUCAACCCCGUUGAAUCAGCCACGCUGAAGACUUGUGCAAGUGCAAGCGGGCAGGAUGGAGAGGUGUGAGGUAAGGUGUGAGGGAGCCCUGCACUAGGCUGCCCGUGUCUGGGCACAGGCGAAAAAGGCAGCGAGCGCCUGGGGCAUCUCCAGUGCUCUGCUUCUCCGACAGCGCUGGACACCUCUCUUCUGUCAAUCUCUUUUUAAAAACACAGGUGUUUUUCUUUCCUGAGAGAUGCAUGCUGGUGUUUUCAAGUAGAAGUAGGCUGUGCUGUGCAUCGGGGUCCACUCGCCCACCUGUCUAGUAUGUGCUCUGCUCUGAUGUUUUCCUUUUAAGUCCUUGUCCUAAUCUGU
Messenger RNA from Nothoprocta perdicaria, 3399 nucleotides. It is a transcript of the gene GPRIN3, whose product is annotated as GPRIN family member 3. Gene Ontology annotation, biological process: neuron projection development. Gene Ontology annotation, cellular component: plasma membrane. Bases 99 to 2309 code for a protein of 736 amino acids. The transcript has a single exon. The record is from RefSeq and is a predicted model, not a curated record. NCBI's taxonomy places the organism in Eukaryota, Metazoa, Chordata, Aves, Tinamiformes, Tinamidae.